AUGGCCUACCAGACUAUGAAACGGGGGUUGCGGUCUUUCUUUGGAACAAAUGUUUUCACUCUGAAGGAGUAUCUUGAGGUGGUGGAUGAGAGGUUGGGUGACGUGUUCAUAGGCACGUAUGUCGGUCCAGCUGCUGUCCUUAAUCCGAGGUAUGCAUAUACGAUGGAUCCAACUCCAGAAAUGUUUCGUGGACUCAAGGAUACAUUUCAGCGCAUGACGGAUCUCCCGAGCGCCGUGCAGUCAUUGCAGGAGCUUGAUCUGUUUCGGCAGAAGGUUAGCGAGUUUGGCGGUGAAAUGGCAAUGGACCCAAGGACAUCCCCAUCGUCUUGGUGGAUGAUGUUCGGAUCAAGUACUCCAAAGCUACAGUACCUUGCCAUGCGGCUUGUUUCACAAUGUUGUUCGUCCAGUGGAUGCGAGCGGAACUGGAGUACUUUUGUCUUGCUACAUACAAAUGUUCACAAUCGGUUGUCGCACAAGAAACUUAACAAGCUUGUCUAUGUCAACUAUAACCUUUGUCUCCGACUUGAGGAGGUCUCCGACCCACCGAUGCGUGAAGAACGUGAUUUCAUUGACCAGCUGGCCCAUCUUUCUUUCUAUGAUGAGAAUAAUCCGGUGCGGGAAUGGAUGAAAUAUGAUAGAUCUAACCGGGCUCCAGUUCUGGACGAGGAUGAUGAUGACGGCGACGUCCCUCUUCCAUCCCAUAUUAUCCUAUUCGGCAGUAUCCUUGAUCUCAUGACUGAAGCUACUGACAUCAACGGGUAA
Panicum virgatum (switchgrass) is the source of this 762-nucleotide messenger RNA. RefSeq lists its product as uncharacterized. The transcript has 4 exons. The coding region runs from base 1 to 762 and encodes 253 amino acids. Lineage: Eukaryota; Viridiplantae; Streptophyta; Magnoliopsida; Poales; Poaceae. Gene Ontology annotation, molecular function: protein dimerization activity. The record is from RefSeq and is a predicted model, not a curated record.